Messenger RNA from Dimorphilus gyrociliatus, 1780 nucleotides. NCBI's taxonomy places the organism in Eukaryota, Metazoa, Annelida, Polychaeta, Dinophilidae. The record is from the annotation of a GenBank genome assembly.
CAUGGCUAACAAAUAUCAGGUAGAUGGACUAGAAUGCCAAUUAUGGAUUGAAAAGUUCAAAAAAGAAUUAGAUAAUGAAAACUAUUUGGAAUGUACCAAAAUUGUUCAAGUUAUGAAUCGAGAAAGUCUGCGAUCAGUGUGUAAAGACGUAGAAUUGCUGUUGAAGAAAUUUUCAAAUACUCAUUGUAUCGUUGAAGCAAUAUUUCUUCGUUUCGAUGAAGUUCAGGAAAUAUUAAAUGUGGAUAUGGUAGUUAUUGGUAUAAUUCAAUGGCAUAUGCAAGCUUGUAUAAAUACGAGAAAUCUUAAGAAAACAAAUCAAAUGGAGGAGCUUGUCAAAUCUUGUGAACAACUUUUGAAAACGAUGCCUUAUCAAUUACGACAUAGAAUUUACCAUUACUGUCGAGAUAAGUUGAGAGAGAUAACAUUUGUACUGGAUGAAUUGGCGAAAAUCGUCAAAUUAAACAAUACAUUUUGUAAGAAUAACUUUCGAGAUGAUUUGUGCGAAAUAGCAAAAGUUUGCAAGGCCCAUGUAGCAAAAAUCGACAAGACGAAAGAAUCUCUAAGAAAUCAUAAAAAUUCUCAAAAUGGUUUCUCGUACGAUGAAUUAGAGCAGAGGCUCUUUGAUGAAUCAAUUCUCUUACAUUCACUUGGAGAGUUAGACGAAUUUCAAAAAAUCCAUUUGUACUUUGAAAAUUCUAAAAAGACAGUUUCACUCUUAAAAAAAGUACUAUUAUCUUUCAAUAAUCUUAAAAAAGACUUUCUCUUUAGCAAGUACGUUUUAGAUGGAUUGGAAAUGCAAGUAAUUUUGAACCAUCUGUCAAAUAGCUUAACGUCUGUAAUGGAAUGGAUCGGUAUAAAAUACGAUGCAUUUCAAGAACAAAGACAAGCCGUUGACGAAAUAGCCCAAACUUCUCCCCGCGAAGAGAAUGAUGGACGGAAGAGAGUAGUUUCCGAAUUUGGAAAUCCCAGACCUACAACUGUUUCAGUAAGCGAGAGAGAGGAGUUGGAAAGAUUACGUUACGAAAUUCAAAAUCUUAGAAAAGAAGUCUCAGAACAAAAACGGGUUAUCACGGAAUUAACGAAAAGAGAAAAUGACUUGAAAAUUCGAUUGCGAGAUCAAGCCAGCCGGAACGUAAAAUUUGGUGGAAAUUCUAAAUUUGAAGAUAUUUCUCUUAUGGAAUAUAGACCUUCACGCUUAGUUGAACGUUAUGAAAAUCUAUUUUCAACUGUAAGAUUUGAGACAAUGGAAAGUCUAAAAAAGAUAAGGGAAUUAGAAAACUUAUCAGAGUUAAGAAACAAAAUAUUAUUAUCAGUAUUAGUGCUAGCCCAGAGGAGCGCAGAAGAUUCUUUACAAGACUUGCAGAACAAAUGGAGAAGUUUAUUAUACAUGAAAGAUAAACAAGGCCAAAGUAUUGAAGCUGCUUCGUUAGACGACGCUAUAUCUCAUUACCUCAGACGAACUAUCCCUCAGUACGAUAAUUCUCAAAAUAUCCAACAAGUACACAAUCAAAUAUGCCAGGCUCUACAUGAAUUUCCUGGUUUGCACUCAUCACAGGCGUUGGUUGGUUAUGUUGCGGAAUGCGUUCAGCUUUGUUGGGCGUUCGUUCUACAAAAACCAAGAUUUAUCCUCAAACAUGAAGUGGAUACCUUAAAUCCACGACUAUUGAGGCGUUACCACAGCUCAGAUGAAAAUAGCAAUUCCAUCAAAAGUUUAAUCUGGCCAUCUUUGACAGAAGGGGUGGAUGGACCGUGCUUAUUCAAAGGAUACGUUAUAACUUAG